Molecule: messenger RNA, 1838 nt
Organism: Lathyrus oleraceus (garden pea)
Lineage: Eukaryota; Viridiplantae; Streptophyta; Magnoliopsida; Fabales; Fabaceae
Product: protein IQ-domain 26
Exons: 4
Coding region: 234-1592 (452 amino acids)
Molecular function (GO): protein binding
Source: RefSeq, a predicted model, not a curated record
UAUUGCUUCAGCUUUAAUGCAUAAAAGUAACACAACUAUAUUCAGAAAAAUCAAAGAAAAAUGCAUUAUGAGAGAGAUAAACAUUGCUAUAUGAACUGAGUAAAAAUAUAAUGAAUAAACUCAUUGCAAUAAGUGAUUAUAAGGGAAGAUUAACAAUUAAUUAAUUAAUUAAUUAAUUAAGAAUGUGUUCACGAGUGUGUCAGAGAUUUUAGGACACAGAGGUUUUCACUUCAAUGGGUAGAACAAUAAGGUGGUUCAAGAAUUUGUUUGGGAUAAAGAAAGAUAGAGAUAAUUCAAAUUCGAAUUUGAAUUCGAAUUCUUCCAGUACUAAAUGGAAUUCUCCUCUUGAAACUUUCUCCAAGAGAGAUUCAAGAGGUUUGUGUCAUAAUCCAGCUACUAUACCGCCUAACAUUUCACCUGCGGAAGCGGCUUGGGUUCAAUCCUUCUACUCAGAAUCCGAGAAGGAGCAAAACAAGCACGCCAUUGCUGUUGCAGCUGCCACUGCAGCAGCCGCAGAUGCUGCUGUGGCAGCUGCUCAAGCUGCCGUGGCUGUUGUUAGACUAACCAGCCACGGCAGAGAUACCAUGUUUGGUGGCGGACACCAGAAAUUCGCUGCUGUCAAGAUUCAAACCACAUUUAGAGGCUACUUGGCAAGAAAAGCACUAAGAGCUUUAAAGGGGUUGGUGAAGUUACAAGCACUGGUGAGAGGGUACUUAGUGAGGAAGCAAGCAACAGCAACACUUCACAGUAUGCAAGCUCUGAUUAGAGCUCAACAAACAGUGAGGUCUCAUAAAUCUCGUGGACUCGCAAUGAACACGAAGAAUGAAACACAUAACAGAUUUCAAACACAAGCAAGAAGAUCCAUGGAAAAGUACAAUCACAAUGAGAGUAAUAGGAAUGAGUACACAUCUUCAACUCCAAUCCACAGUAGAAGAUUAUCAUCUUCUUUUGAUGCUACUGUCAGCGGCAACAAUAACAGCAACAACAACAAUAACAAUUAUGAUAUUGAAAGUCCGAAAAUAGUGGAAAUUGAUACCGGGAGGCCAAAAUCAAGGUCGAGAAGAAGCAACACAUCAAUUUCUGAUUUUGGCGACGACCCGUCAUUUCAAGCACUUUCAUCUCCACAUCCAAUUAUCCCAUCUCAGUUAUUCAUUCCAAAUCAAAGGAGUUUCAUUGAAUCAGAUUGGGGAAUAACAGGGGAAGAAUGCAGAUUUUCAACCGCGCAAAGCACUCCGCGCUUCACAAGUUCGUGUAGUUGUGGAUUUGUUGCACCUUCUACACCUAAAACAAUUUGUGGAGACAGUUUCUACAUUGGUGAAUAUGGUAAUUAUCCUAACUACAUGGCUAAUACACAGUCUUUUAAGGCUAAAUUGAGGUCUCAUAGUGCUCCAAAGCAACGACCCGAACCGGUUCCUAAGAAGAGGCUUACAUUGAAUGAACUCAUGGAAUCUAGAAACAGUUUGAGUGGAGUUAGAAUGCAAAGAUCUUGUUCACAGAUUCAGGAUGCUAUCAAUUUUAAGAAUGCUGUUAUGAGUAAGUUAGACAAAUCCACUGAUUUCGAUAGAAACUACUCCAAUCAAAGGAGGUGGUGAUCAAUACAUCAGCGUCAGGUCAGAUCGUGUCUGGUGUCUGUGUCAAUCUCUGCCUAGGAUGUUCCAUCAAGAAAGAAUUUAAGGAUUAUAAAAGUGAUGAUAAACUAGAAGGUCUUUAUUGUAACUUGCAAAAAGUUUAUGCUUCUUGUAUUUGUUUAGUGUAGUUAAACUUGUUUUAUUUGAGUUGAAAGAAAAUGUUUACUCUAAAAAGUGAAGCAGCAUCAAUGUUAUAAUGUCUUACAGCAA